AUGAGGAAAAUGUACACCCUCGUUCUCUUUGUAGUGGGAUCCUUUUGUCUGAACGGAAGCAUGGCAGCAGAUGCUGAAGAAAAACUAAUGAACCACUUACUGAGUCCUGACAGAUACAAUAAGUUAAUUCGACCAGCAGUCAACUCUUCCCAGCUGGUAUCCAUAGAGCUGCAGGUAUCCCUGGCACAGCUCAUCAGUGUGAAUGAGCGGGAGCAGAUCAUGACCACGAACGUCUGGCUGAACCAGGAGUGGAUUGAUUACCGGCUGGCUUGGAAGCCCUCUGACUAUGAAGGAAUAAAUAAGCUGAGAAUACCUGCAAAACACAUCUGGUUGCCAGACAUUGUGCUUUACAAUAAUGCGGAUGGCACGUACGAAGUCUCGCUGUACACAAAUGCCAUUGUCAAGAACAAUGGGAGCAUUCUCUGGCUGCCCCCUGCCAUUUACAAAAGUGCCUGCAAGAUUGAGGUGAAGCAUUUCCCAUUUGACCAACAGAACUGCACACUGAAGUUCCGCUCCUGGACGUAUGACCACACAGAAAUUGAUAUGGUGCUUAAGACUUCCAUGGCAAGCAUGGAUGACUUCACACCAAGUGGUGAGUGGGACAUUGUAGCACUCCCAGGAAGAAGGACUGUAAAUCCUCUGGACCCCACUUAUGUCGAUGUGACAUAUGACUUCAUUAUUAAAAGGAAACCACUUUUUUAUACCAUCAAUCUUAUCAUUCCCUGUGUGCUAAUUACAUCCUUAGCCAUCCUAGUAUUCUACUUGCCUUCAGACUGUGGUGAAAAAAUGACCUUGUGCAUAUCUGUGUUACUUGCCUUGACCGUGUUCUUGCUGCUGAUCUCCAAAAUUGUCCCUCCAACAUCUCUAGAUGUUCCACUGAUUGGGAAGUAUCUCAUGUUUACAAUGGUGCUGGUGACCUUCUCCAUAGUUACCAGUGUAUGUGUGCUCAAUGUCCACCACAGAUCUCCAAGUACUCACACUAUGCCCCCCUGGGUAAAACUGGUUUUCCUUGAAAGGCUCCCGGCCUAUCUGUUCAUGAAGCGCCCAGAAAAUCAUUCUCCACGGCAAAAGCCAUGCAACUGCAAAAAGACAAAAGCAGAGAAUCCUUGUAUGGAGCCAUCUGACUUCUACAAGAACUCUACCUAUUUUUUGAAUACAGCUUCUGCCAAAAGAUACAAUAUGAAAGUCUCUGAGACACUUGACAAUAUCAGCAGUCACCGAGAUUUUAGGCUAAGAACAGGCGCAAAAUUUUCUCCUGAAGUGCAAGAAGCAAUUGAUGGAGUCAGUUUUAUAGCAGAGCACAUGAAAAGUGACGACAACGACCAGAGUGUCAUUGAAGAUUGGAAGUAUGUUGCCAUGGUAGUGGACAGGCUGUUUCUCUGGAUAUUUGUCCUUGUUUGUGUCCUGGGGACUGUUGGAUUAUUUCUGCAACCACUUUUUCAAAACCACACUGCUGCCAUAAACCCUUAUUGA
Molecule: messenger RNA, 1473 nt
Organism: Cinclus cinclus
Lineage: Eukaryota; Metazoa; Chordata; Aves; Passeriformes; Cinclidae
Gene: CHRNB4
Product: cholinergic receptor nicotinic beta 4 subunit
Exons: 6
Coding region: 1-1473 (490 amino acids)
Biological process (GO): monoatomic ion transmembrane transport; regulation of membrane potential; nervous system process
Cellular component (GO): synapse; neuron projection; postsynaptic membrane
Molecular function (GO): transmembrane signaling receptor activity; acetylcholine-gated monoatomic cation-selective channel activity
Source: RefSeq, a predicted model, not a curated record